AAAAUCCUGCACGCCAUAGACCUUCUUCCCGACGAGGGCGCCCCGGACCUGUUGUCUUCUACUUUUCGCGAGAUAAGGGAUUCCUUAUCCGCGGAAGGGGCGCAAAGCAGGUUUUUCCGUAGGGCUGUGGACACGCUCUUGGAAAUGCAGGCAAAUAGGGUUUCACGUGCCGAACUUUCGGCCGGUGCCCCCCUUCGUUGAUCUGGUCGGGCGCUAGCGCCCUUUUUCGUUUGUGCAUCUUUCUUUCUCCCAUGCUUUCCGUUGGUCAACAACCAACAAAAGUGCUCUAUAGUUCUUCACUACUCGUACAGGAAUGAGUCUCUUUCUGUCUGGAGGGAAUCAUUUUUUCUCAAUCAAGAAUGCCUCAACUGGAUAAAUUCACUUAUUUCACACAAUUCUUCUGGUUAUGCCUUUUCCUCUUGACUUUCUAUAUUCCCCUAUUCAAUGAUGGAGAUGGAGUACUUGGGAUCAGCAGAAUUCUCAAACUACGGAACCAACUGGUUUCACACCGGGAGAACAACAUCCGGAGCAACGACCCCAACAGUUUGGAAGAUAUCUUGAGAAAAGGUUUGAGCACCGGUGUAUCCUAUAUGUACAACAGUUUAUUCGAAGUAUCUCAAUGGUGUAAGGCCAUCGACUUAUUGGGAAACAAGAGGAAAAGAACUUUGAUCUCUUGUUUCGGAGAAAUAAGUGGCUCACGAGGAAUGGAAAGAAACAUAUUCUAUUUGAUCUCGAAGUCCUCAUAUAGCACUUCUGUAAAUCCUGGAUGGGGGAUCGCUUGUAGGAAUGACAUAAUGCUAAUCCAUGUUCCACACGGCCAAGGAAGCAUCGUUUUUUAAUCUCAUUAUGACUUGGUCGUCCGGAAGAGAUUCUUUCUCCUCGAUCAGAAUAGUGUCAUGGAAGGCACUACAAGAAAGAUAUACUCCUUUUCAAAUCGCCGAAGACGGACGUUCAGAAAGGUUCUCGAGAUUCUCCAUUUCUCUAAAGCAAGCAAGCAUACCAAUACU
This is a messenger RNA of Cornus florida, 1007 nucleotides long. Its product is annotated as putative ATP synthase protein YMF19. The transcript has a single exon. The record is from RefSeq and is a predicted model, not a curated record. The coding region runs from base 360 to 839 and encodes 159 amino acids. Lineage: Eukaryota; Viridiplantae; Streptophyta; Magnoliopsida; Cornales; Cornaceae. Gene Ontology annotation, cellular component: mitochondrion; membrane.